UAAUUGUUAUUCAAAGGUGAAAGUAGAAGUGCACGUCUCACCCGUUUGAUUGUGUGAAACUUGCUGGCUUGUUUCCAAGGGCCAUAGUACCAUGGAUCCUUGUAUUAUACAUGUGUGUUCCGACAAAUAGGCCUAAACGACGAAUUAUCGCUCAUGUGCUAGUUUGCGUUUGUGGAGGCCUAACAUUGGGUCGACGAUACGUCCUGUCAGUGUCAUUUGAUGUGUUUAUACGAUGGGGAAACCGUGUGAUUUGUGUAGAAAAGACAUUAUCGACAAUAAAUCCUACAGAAAGACUGGUCCUUUUCUCGACACUUUGAAAUCCAUUGGUGUUACUAUAGGUGUGUAUGGUGUGCUGUGUAAUAUAUGUGUGUAUAAACUUAAUAAAAUUAACAAAUAUGAAUUUGAUAUUGCAUCGAAACUGUCUCGUAUGAAAACUGAGAGGGAAAAACUUUGUACAGAGUUGAGAAGUUUAGCAGGAACGUUCAGCACACCAUUGAAUUCAAAUCCAUUCACACCCUGUAUGCCUGAAAGGACCCUAGCAGGUCUGGAAAGUGUUGUUAAAUGUGAACCACAAGAGAGACCUCCGCCUGCAGGUCUGAUACUAUUUACAAACUUCAUCUCAACAUCACUGGACAAGUCGACACAAACAAAGAAAGACGAAGAAGAUUUUGAAGUAAAGGUUAUUGUAAAGUAUAAUGGUAUUGAGAGAUCGCGUGUGGUAAAGAACAGUGUGUGGAAAUCUGUGUGUAAACAAAUCGUAAACAACGGAAAACCAAAUAUGAAGACAAUUGCCAAAGAUGUAAGGUGUAAAAGAGAAAUGAUCAAUGUUGUAAAAUCCAAAAUAAAAACUGAAGUCAUGAAUCUUGUAAAGAAAAAUAACUCUGUAUUCAGAGGUGAAAAUAAAGAUAUUUUGAACUUCAACUGGAGCCAGAGAGUGGCGGAUUUACAACAUGUUGCACCCUGUUUAUUUGACAUUUUGACAUCAGUUUCUGUCAAAACUCAACAUAUGUAUACAGCUGCCUCGAUUCUAAUGUAUAGCAGAUGUCAGAGACUUAACUUGCUGCAGUACAUUCUCGCACUCGUUCUCGAUAGAUGUGGACUAACUAAAGAGGGAUUACAGUUGAUGCACCACCUGGGACUGUCGAUGUCGCACGGCAGCAUUUUGAGGAAGAAGACAGAUCUUGUUGAUUAUCAGAAGGAAAUAAUAAUUAAAUCUGUGACUUCCUUUGAUAGAGAAAAGAGCUUACCACCAUCUUAUCAACAGAACAUAAUAAUUGAGGAUGAGGAAACUGACUUAGCUGUCCAACAGGACGCAAUGAUUGAGGAUGAAGAGACAGACUCAGUUGUCUAUCAGGGCACGUUGAUUAAGGAUGAAGAGGCUGACUUAGCUGUCCAACAGGACGCAAUGAUUGAGGAUGAAGAGACAGACUCAGUUGUCCAUCAGGACACGUUGAUUGAGGAUGAAGAGACAGACUCAGUUGUCCAACAGGAAGAGCCAGUAUCGUCUGAUUCAAAUGACUCAUACAUGAGACCUAUUGGUGCUACAGUUUACAUUGAAAAGUGUGAAUGAAAUGUGUCAAUAUUAUGUACAAUACAUAAAACAUGCAAAAGUUCACUGUUUGUUUAAGCUAUGAGGUCAAAGUUUAGUAUAAGCCCACUUUCCCUUCUGUCAGGUGAGCUAUAGCUAGUCACAAAAUAAGCAAUACAAAGACAUCUUUAUUAAAAUAACAUUAAAAAACUUUCACACCAUUUGUGUAAAAUAUUAAAGUAUAUUACUUCAACAAUUUGAUACGUUCUGUUAUUUACAACAGUAAUUUAAAUCAACACGUUAGCUUUUCAUAGACAUAGACAAAACUUACAAAAGAUCUGUGGAAUACACAUACAUUGUACAUAUAUGUACUCAUUACCCUUAAACUUGGGGGAAGUAGAUGUUUUAUUGAUAAAUUGUCGUUACCAAAUUAAUCUUAUCUGUCUUGGCAUAACUCUGAUUGAUCCAGUAAUAUACUGUCAUAUAUUGCAUAUAUAUAAAAAAAAUUACGAAUAUCGAUAAAGCAAGUUGAAAACAUUUAUUUGCCUUGUGGAUCCAGGCCUGAAAAGUAGUACUUCAUUUAUGUGUAAAUGUAGAAUUGGUUAGAUUGAAAUACCAUUGUAGUAGUGUUUAGUUAUAUAUAUAAAUUACCAUUUGUGAAAUCCGAACAUAAUAAUUCCAAUAAUCAUUGCAUCAGAUACAAGUCUAUGGUAAAAUACCUGUUUGCAUAUUAUCUUAUUCUGUUAUAUGUAUUUAUUAUCUAAUUCUUUUAUAUGUAUUUUCAAUUUGAAAUGGUCAUCAUUUUUAUCAUCAUUAAAGAUUUAUUUUGACUACUAUUAUUUCAUUUUCAUGGUGCCAGAAUGAUGUAAAUGAAGACAAGUAAAUGACUACAUUUGUAUGCUUUGCCUUUAGUGACAUCUACACUGUAUAAUUGAUGCAAUGUUAAUUCACUAAAUAAACAGUCCAAAUCAAAACGUA
Pecten maximus is the source of this 2506-nucleotide messenger RNA. RefSeq lists its product as uncharacterized. NCBI's taxonomy places the organism in Eukaryota, Metazoa, Mollusca, Bivalvia, Pectinida, Pectinidae. Bases 233 to 1570 code for a protein of 445 amino acids. The transcript has 4 exons. The record is from RefSeq and is a predicted model, not a curated record.